GGCUGAUCGGGGUGAGUUCCGGGGGCAGUGAGGCCGGUUGUGCAUUGUCCUGCAAGCCAAGCAGCCAGAGUGGGAGGGGUUCUGCCCAAACCCAGCUGUUUGGCAUCAGAAAGAGAAGGGUCAUUUCAGAGCAUUUCUAGGAGACUCAAACUCCCCUGCGUUGCCAGCUCCCGAGCGCACACACACUCUGGAGUUCACAGGCCACAAGCAGAGCCAGCCCCCUGCUCUCAUGCAGCUCCGGGCAGUCGGAGAGGAGAGGAUGAUGAUGAUUGCCUGAGCCUGUCACCACACUGGCUGCAGCAGCUGUGCACGGCUCAGUCCUGAGCUGUGCAAGGCUGGAGGAGGAGGCAGUGUUGCUCAGAGCCGAGCGAGGGUGGAUCUCUCGCCAUAGAAGCAAGAGGGGAAGCUGUCAGUGGGAGAGAUGGAGCAGCCGUGUCUGAGAGCAACCUCCCUCUAAGGGAUCCGCUGCGUGUGUGUGUGUGUGUCCCUGUGCCUCGGAUUUCCGCCCGUGCCCCUAAUCUCAUGGCUGGUUUUACAUCCGUGCACAACAGCUGGGCUUGCUCCAUUCGGUGAGCUCCAGAAACAAAGGCACUUCAGAGCCGGACGGACACACGCCCAGCCGCCUUGUUGUUAUUAGCCACGGAGGAAGGCGACAGCCCCGCGGAGCUCUCCGCCUCGCCUGCCGCCGGGCUCUGUGUGUCUGUGCGGGGGAGCGCACGAGAAGCCGCUCCUGCCUGAAGAGACCGCUUCCUCGGCUCCACGUUAACAGCUAGUGAUUUUCCACACCUCUCCGCUCCUUCCCCGACAAGUGGCUGGGCCAUGGGAGACAAAGGAACCAGAGUAUUUAAGAAAGCGAGUCCCAAUGGAAAGGGGCGGUGCGGGCGAAUUCCAAUCUGAUUUGUUCUGACGGCCAAUCAGACAUCUGAGCCGGGGCGGCAGGCAAGGCGGGGGAUGUGCGUUCUCAUGGAUAAUGAAGAGCUCACCGUCUACCUUGGGAAGAGGGACUUUGUCGACCACAUAGACGUUGUGGAUCCCGUUGAUGGCGUCGUGUUGGUCGAUCCAGAGUACUUAAAAGAAAGGAAAGUCUUUGUCACGCUGACGUGCGCCUUCCGCUACGGACGGGAGGAUCUGGAUGUGCUGGGAUUGACCUUUCGGAAGGACCUGUUUGUGGCCAACAUCCAGGCCUUCCCCCCAGUCCCUGAGGAGAAGAAACCCCUGACGCGACUCCAGGAGCGGCUGAUUAAGAAGCUCGGCGAGCAUGCCUACCCCUUCACUUUUGAGAUCCCUCCCAAUCUGCCGUGCUCCGUCACUCUGCAGCCUGGACCGGAGGACACGGGGAAGGCCUGUGGCGUUGACUACGAGGUGAAAGCUUUCUGUGCAGAGAACCUGGAGGAGAAAAUCCACAAGAGGAAUUCCGUGCGCCUGGUGAUCCGCAAAGUGCAGUACGCGCCGGAGAGACCGGGCCCCCAGCCCAUGGCGGAGACCACCAGGCAGUUCCUGAUGUCCGACAAGCCACUGCAUCUGGAGGCGUCCCUGGACAAGGAGAUUUACUACCAUGGCGAGCCAAUCAACGUCAACGUCCAUGUGACAAACAACACAAACAAGACGGUGAAGAAGAUUAAAAUCUCAGUGCGCCAGUACGCGGACAUCUGCCUAUUCAACACUGCUCAGUACAAGUGCCCCGUGGCUGUGGAAGAGGCGGAUGACGUGGUGGCUCCGAGUUCGACGUUCUGUAAAGUCUACACGCUGACCCCCUUUCUCGCCAACAACCGGGAGAAGCGGGGCCUGGCCCUGGACGGGAAGCUUAAACAUGAAGACACCAAUCUGGCUUCCAGCACGUUACUAAGAGAUGGAGCCAAUAAGGAGAUCCUGGGAAUUAUUGUCUCGUAUAAAGUGAAAGUGAAGCUGGUGGUGUCUCGGGGAGGCCUGCUGGGAGAUCUUGCAUCCAGUGAUGUUGCUGUGGAGCUGCCGUUCACACUGAUGCACCCCAAGCCCAAGGAAGAGCCCUUGCACCGGGAUGUUCCAGAGAAUGAAGCUCCCAUAGAUACAAAUCUCAUAGAGCUUGAUACAAAUGACGACGACAUUGUGUUUGAAGACUUUGCCCGACAGAGACUGAAAGGCAUGAAAGACGACAAGGAGGAAGACGAGGAGGGGACAAACUCGCCGCAGCUGAACGACAGAUAAACGGGAUUCUUUUAACCAGUUUUGUUUGUUUCCAGUAACACCUCUGCAUUAGGCUUCUUAUAUUUUGUAUGAUUUUUUUUUUCUACAUGUACCGGGAGCCUAUGGAUCACCCAGCUGGUGACGGCAAUUAUAACCUUACAGCUGUGCCAUAUUUAUCACCAUGCAUCUAGCUACCUAGGCUGAAGUCUCGUCAGCUGUCUCGAGAACGAACACAGGGUGGUGGGCCAGAUCCCGAGGGGGGUUGCAGCAAGCAGGUGUCACCGACGCUCAGCACCCCUUAGGAUUUGGCCCCCUCUAGUCCCUGGCUCUGUUUUCACUCUGGAGCAGCUGCUCUCAGCCCUUUCGUAUGAUCUGCAUCUUUUAUGCAUUUUGUAUAAUCCAGACAAGACAAAUCUUUGUUACGGGGGUGGGAGGAAGGGGUGGGGUGGACAACGCGUGUGAAAGGGGUUUAUUUUCUAGGCAAAUUGUUUUCACUGCAGAUGGGACAGUGUAUGAAGUGGGCACAAUGCUACACCCUGGCUGGAGAACAGUUGUGACACCGAUCAGCUGACCACACUGAGUCCCGGGCUGUGACCUGCCCUCCCUGCGGUUCACAGCCUAUUGGCAAAGCCUGCAGAUCUGUGCACGGCCCAUCUGGGCCGAGAGCCUUGCCGACCCUUAGCACAGAGCCCACGCCCCAACCUCAGCACUGCUGGUCCCCAGCCCCUGUCCCUCAUCUUGCUGGCUGAUGGCAAGGAUCUCCCUCGCUCGAGGGCAACUAGACUUCCCAGUGUGGGUCCCACGCUGGCCCUGCUUUGACCCCUGUACCCGCACCAGGAUCCUAGCCCCACACAGGGUCUUGCAGGAAGUGGUGGAGAACUGGCUGGGCCAGGGUGCUCCUGCUGGCCACUCAGGGAGGCUGUGCAGAGCCCCCUGUUAGCUGCAGGCAGUGCUGGACAAGGGUUCCUGCCUGGGGAAGCAUCCCCUUACGUGAGCCCUGCCAGUUCCACUCAGCUCCUACAGAGUCAGGAGAAAGGGGCCGCUAGGGGAUCAACCCCAGUAUCUUAGUUUCUUCUGCAACACACUGUCCUCCUAGUCCGGCGUGUUUAGAGGAGGGAUGACGGGAAGCAGCUUUUGUGUCUGUCAUCGGAGAGAGAGACAGUCACCAGCAGUUCAGACACGUGCUGAGAGUGCUGGCUCCCAGGGUGGAGACCGUAGGGUUGGGGAACCGCUGCUCUGGGAUCUGCUGUCUGUCUCCCAUUCUGCAUCUUGCGUGCCGUGCCAUGGACUUGGGCUGCUCGUGAUUGCAAGCUGCAGCCGUUCCGAGUGAGUUCCGAUGCCUGCUGGCGCAUGGGAGGCAGUGGGCACCAGCCGGCCCAGCCUCAGCCUGGCAAAGUGGCACUGUUGCUCUUUAAGGACAGGACCGGCUGCAUUUGGACACUGCCAGGCAGUGAGAGGUUCUGUGGCAGCCGAGAGGGGCAAGCUGAAGGAGGCAGGAAUCAGUCAGUCAGGCUGAUAGUCUAUGGCAACUGCUCAAUCCGUUAACACAGGGACACACGUGCCUCACUGUGAACACAGCCACCUGCUCUCCCGCCAGCCGGAGCGCACGGCUGUGCGUAGACCAGGCCGUGCGCUGUCCCACGCUGUUCCGUACCCCACAGGCCUGGCAUGUGGCUGGAGGGCUGUGAAGCACUGGGUUCCCUCGGGUUAAGGGAGGAAGGUGUGAGUGGCAAUUUCCGGGCCUAGGCGUGACGAGAGAAACAGGCAGGAUGCUAGUCCCAGUCCCUUCCAUCGCGGGAGCAAGGGAAUGGUCCUAGGGUGAGGCAUUAGGAGAUAACUGCCUACUAGGCUUUGCCUUUGUAGUUCCUCCAUAAAGGCUAUGGACGAGGUUGUUUGAAUCAUAAGGGACCAAUCCUGGAGGCCAUGCCGAGGCAAAACGCUCUGCGGCCUGUAUGAGUUUUGGCUGGGUUUGGCCUGUAGGACGAGUCCCCACAGAGUGGCUGGAACAGGGUGGUGAGCUGCACAUUUGGUGUUUGCAUUUAUUCUGUUGGAGGUAAACUCUGCUUUGGGCCCCGAUCAGCUCCACGGCCGCGCACACGCCUGACCCUAGGAAUGCAGGAGAGAAAAAUCCUGGAGAGGUCAGUGGUGUUUGAUUUGCAGGGCCAAUGGGAUUGGAUAAGGCUGAUCCUGUGACUGAAGAUAACAUUUUGAAGCCAAAGUAUCAUCGAGUCUUGGAAACCCGUAACGUUUUUAUCUUCUGUGCCAGGACUGCAUGUAUAUCACACAAACACACACGCCUGUUAGGAGACUGAGGACUCAGACAAGCUCCAUCUCCAUGCUCUGUACUGUAGGAACCUGUUCUGCAGCUCCUGCUGCCCACUACUGAUUUUCUCUCUCCUUUCCACACAAUGGACAAAAAUCAUCCCUGGUGCAACUCCAGUGACUUCUUUGGGUUUCCCUCAGGGCUAGAUUUGGUCCAUCUUUGCUCCCCUCUCUUCCUCUGCCCUCGAGGAUUAUUUAAUUUGUUAGUCUCUAAGGUGCCACAAGUACUCCUGUUCUUUCUUUAACUGUCUAAAUGAUUUGAGAGCUGGGUUAGAGGAAAGAUGCCUCUUGGGAUGAAGUUCUCUUGUGGUGAGCUGCAUUCAUGCGGGAUCUUCUGGGCGCAUGAGAAACCAUCUUCUCCUGUCAACCCCCAGAGAACCCAGGGUGAGUGCACUCCACCUGAUAUAUUCUCCACGCUUAUUCUGGGUACCCCGAGGCCUGCUGAUACUGGUGUUUUCAAUGUUGUGGCUGUGUUGGUCCCAGAAUAUGAGAGCGACAAGCUGGGUGAGGGAAUAGCCUUUAUGGGGGUGGAAGAGCCAAGCUUUUGAACUCCACGGAGCUCUUCUCCAGGUCUGGGGCUGGUACUCAGGGGGUCACAGCUCAGUGCAAGCUAGGUCAGGUUGUUAAGCAUAAGGGGGUAACACAUGUUGCCAGAGACCAGUUACAAUGAAGUGGGAAAUUAACACCUCUGCAAUCGAAGGACAAAGGCUGGUUAGUAGGUUACAAAUUGUAACGCACCAUAAAACCAGGACCAUGCUUUUUGGUGUCUAGCAACGUUCUCAGUUUAAGUUCCCAGGCUCAUCUUUUGAAGGCAUCGUGAAGGUUUCCUUUGAGGAGCGGGAGUGAGAGAGACGAUACAGAGCAAUCGUGUUGUGAGAAGUGUUCGCCGUGGUGAUGGGGUGUUUUGGUCUCAUCAUUUUGCUGUGUGAGUUCAUUUGACAGUCUGGUUUCACCCACAUAGUUAUUGUUGGGGCAUUUGCUGUAAUGGGUCAUGUACAUCACAUGUUGUGAUAGGCACAUGUAGGGCCCAUGUGUCUUGAAAGGCAGGUUGGGGAGAGUGCUGGUCAUUGUAGCAGCGGAGAGAUGUCUGCAGGUUUCACAUCUGUUGGUCUGGCAAAGUCUGGUGCUGCUUUGAGUUGAUGUCUUGCUUUUGUGGAUGAGGUUUGCAGGUUUGGAGGGUUGUCUGAAGGCCAGAAGAGUGGGUUCAGGAAAGACUGAAAUGCUGGGUCUCUUUAGAGCAGAGAUGAGUAAGAGAGGGCAUGAGGAAGGCAUACAAAAUAAUGGGAUGGAGAAAGGAAAUCAGCUGCUCUUAUUUACCCUUUCACAACACAAGGACAAGGGGGCACUGUGAAACUGAACCCGAUUAUAACUGAUUCCUUACACACAGCACAGAAUAACUUGUGGAACUCACUACCACAGGACAUCCAGGCGCAGAGCAGAGUAGGGUUUAAAAGAGGAUCUGACAGUCAGAUGUGACAACAGCCACAAUUUCAGGAGAGGGGAUAAAAAUUAUAUUUUUAGAAGGGAUCAAAAACUGCAGGCUUCAGGCAUUAGCCCACUACUAACUGGUGCAGUGGGCGGGGGCAGGAUAGGAAGACAUUUCCCCUGUGGCAAGAAUAUUCUAUCCACUGGGAAGCUCCUUGCACCUAUCUCGGAAACAUCUGUUCCUGACCAAUGGUGAAGACAGGACCCUGAGCUAGCUGGUCUGACCCAUUGGCUGAUUGCUGCCAGGUGGUCACUCCCUCACAGGCAGAGCCCAGGAGAACUGCAGAAUGGAGGCAGUGGCUGGGAAUGUCACUGACUGUCAGGUGGGGCUCAGAACGUUCUGUUGACUCUGGUUCGAAUCCAGCACUGGCUAAGAUCUCGCAGGGAAGCACUUAUAGUAACGGCAGUCUUGUGCGACGGUUCAUUUGGGCACACGCUAGUUUGGGGGAGGGGUGGGGAGUAGCCAAGGAAAAGUCUCCCAUUUAGUAAAUGCUGAGCAACACCUCAGAGCCAUACCUAACGGGGUAGGGAGGGGGAGGCGGCCAUGUGUGCCCGGGGGAUAGGGAAGUUAUGAGUGGUUGAGACAGGGAGCAGCGUGCCAAAGAGAGGUGGAGUCAGCCUGGUGUCUAGGUCGGGGGGCUACUUUGACAGCUGCCUGUCACCUGCUUUCCCAGCUAUUUGCCUCUCUUCUGGUCCAUCGGCAAGUUUGUUUUACCAGCUUAGGCUCCCUUAAACUCAGUGGGUCGGAGGCCAUAGGUGCUGGAACUGGGAGUGCUGGGGGGUGCGGCAGCACCCUGUGACUUGAAGUGGAUUCCAUUAUGUACAGGAUUUACAGCUUGGUUCAGUGGCUCUCAGCACCCCGCUCAGAUGCUGAUCUCAUUUGCUCCAGAAUAGCACCACUGACCCCCCCAACAGCGCUGCUGCAGAGAUCACCAGCAUAACUCAGCUCAGCAUUAUGCUGUGUGGGCUAAAGUCAUUCCUGGUGGAAUUGCAUUGUACCAAGCGGAGUGACCCCAGGGAUUAAUGUGCCCCAGUGAAAAUUCCCUAGGGCCUGAGCCAAAGUCCAUUGAAACUAAUGGGCGCCUCAUUCAGACUCCGCUCGACUUCAGAGGGCUUUGGAUCAGGCCAUUAACAGUGUGUCACUUCCACCACCAGGUGUGUGAAAUUUCCCUGCCAACAACGUGCUGGAUUUGGGGCAACUGCAUGUGUCAGUGGGUAAUUUACCCCAGUUACAGGCGCUCUCCCAGCCAGCUGUGCUCGCUAGCUUGGCCAGUGGUCCUGGCUCUGGCUAGGCCCAGCAACGUUUCAAGGCUUGCCAGUUGGACGUUAAGUUCUGUAGCGUUACACCCAGUGAAAGCAGUAACAAUCCAUCCUCUGGGAGAAAAAAAUAACCCAGACAACGGUGGGUGAGGAGAUCAUGUAUAGUCAGACAGCGCCUUCUGUCCCAUCCCCAACACACUCAUUGAGACAGUAGCGAUCUCACCGAUGAGUUAGUUCUAUUCAAUAACGAUCUUUGCCCUUAUUCAUUACUCACCUGCAUUCAGCAUGAACGUUUGGAGACCGCGCAUUGACCAUUCGAUCUGUAUAUACGCACGUCGGGCGCGCUAGAGAGAGACAGAGAGAAAACCAACCCUUGUUAUUUUUAGGUAACCUGACUGGGCAAUGUGGUACUUUUUGUAAAGUGGUUACUUUGUACUGUUCAUUGAGAACUUGCUUCUUCGGUUUCUCCCCUGUAUCUGUGACGUUUCUGUGUUCUGUCAAAUAAAUUAUUCUAGUUUAUUAAACUCAGAGAAGAAACCACA
Trachemys scripta elegans is the source of this 7772-nucleotide messenger RNA. It is a transcript of the gene ARRB1, whose product is annotated as arrestin beta 1. NCBI's taxonomy places the organism in Eukaryota, Metazoa, Chordata, Testudines, Emydidae. Gene Ontology annotation, biological process: visual perception; G protein-coupled receptor internalization; signal transduction. Gene Ontology annotation, molecular function: G protein-coupled receptor binding. The coding region runs from base 952 to 2184 and encodes 410 amino acids. The record is from RefSeq and is a predicted model, not a curated record. The transcript is spliced from 17 exons.